CACUCGCUCUCCGUCUCUCUGCUGCACUGAGACUGCUGUGGGGAGCAUGUCCACUGACUGUGUGAGGUCACUCUCAGACAAAGCCAUGCACGAACAUCUCUAUGGGAACGCUGAAAUGGACAAUCAGAAGCACAACUCCAAGGAACAUCAGCAGGACAAACCGGGACAGAAGAAACCCCGCAGGAAAGACACUCCCGUACUCAGCAGCCCUCCACUCAUACCAGGCGUGAGAUUGAUGAAGACAGAGGCUCGAAUGAUUCAUCAGGAGGAUGAGGAGAAGGAGAUGAAGAAGUAG
Sinocyclocheilus grahami is the source of this 295-nucleotide messenger RNA. It is a transcript of the gene ppp1r17, whose product is annotated as protein phosphatase 1 regulatory subunit 17. The record is from RefSeq and is a predicted model, not a curated record. The transcript has 4 exons. Lineage: Eukaryota; Metazoa; Chordata; Actinopteri; Cypriniformes; Cyprinidae. The coding region runs from base 47 to 295 and encodes 82 amino acids. Gene Ontology annotation, molecular function: protein serine/threonine phosphatase inhibitor activity. Gene Ontology annotation, biological process: regulation of phosphatase activity.